Mesorhabditis belari is the source of this 1587-nucleotide messenger RNA. Lineage: Eukaryota; Metazoa; Nematoda; Chromadorea; Rhabditida; Rhabditidae. The record is from the annotation of a GenBank genome assembly.
AUGAGCAUAGCCGGAUUUUCCACGGGCAAAUCGGAGUCCUUGGGCGACUUUUCUGGUGUUGGUGGAGAACAUGUGAGCUCUCAUGGACAUCUUGGAUGGUUUGUCACUGGUCUUUUCGUUGUUGGAGAUCUUGCUGGUGGAGGACUUGUCGCUCUUCCUACGGCUAUGAUUCAAUCUGGAUUUUGGGGAGGACUUGUCAUUUCCCUUGUGAUGACUCUCGUCGUCACCUAUACUGCUUACGUUCUCGGACUCUCAUGGAAUAUUUUGCUUGAUAGAUGGCCCGAAUAUCACUCACAUUGUCGCAAGCCUUAUCCCGAGAUUGGUUAUCGUGCUCUUGGAGUCAAUAUGCGAAGGAUAGUCUCUGUUUGCAUUGAUGUCACUCAGUUCGGUGUCGCCGUCGUUUAUUUGCUGCUUUCAUCGAAAAAUAUUCACGAUUUCUUGAAGGCUUUUGUCAAGUCUGACCUUUCAUUCUGCAUUGUGAUUCUCUGCUUAGCUGUUUGCCUUCUCCCAGUCACUUUUCUCAAGUCACCAAAUGAUUUCUGGUGGGCCGUCGUGAUUGCAAUGAUGACAACCAGUAUGGCAGUAAUGCUGAUCCUCGUUGGAGCAUCGAUCGACUACGAGAAAUGUCACAAAGAAAAAGCCAUGCCCGAUUUCCACAUCACAAACUACUUCUUGGCGUUGGGCACUUUCCUUUUCGCGUACGGAGGACACUCAGCUUUUCCCACGAUUCAACACGAUAUGAGACGACCGGCUGAGUUCACAAAAUCUGUCAUCCUUGCAUUCUCAAUUAUGGCUGUUAUGUAUUUCCCAGUUUGCAUCAUGGGUUAUAUUGUCUACGGAAAUUCGGUUCAAGAUUCGAUCAUUAAUUCGAUUCAGCUCACUGGAAUUCAACAAGCCAUCAAUAUUCUGAUCACAGUUCACUGCAUUUUGACGCUAACCAUUGUCUUCAAUCCACUUAUGCAGGAAGUUGAGGAAAUCUUUCGAGUGCCACAACAUUUUGGAAUUGGUCGCGUUGUAGUCCGAUCGGGUAUCAUGGUUUGUGUGGUGAUCGUCGCAGAAACCAUUCCUACUUUUGGGCCAUUACUUGAUCUUGUUGGUGGAUCAACGCUGACACUAACAUCGGUCGUUUUCCCGUGUGUCUUCUAUCUCUGGCUAGCGGCUGCUCAGAAAAAAGCUGAAGACAAGAAGUGUCCCGAUGAUGGACCAUGCUCGUUCUCUGAGAUGGUCCACUACACUCCAAGAAAAACGCUUUUCAUUUGCGGUUUCAUCACUGUCUUCGGAUUGAUUGGCGGUUGUGCAGCCACAUAUUCAGCUAUUAAAGAGCUAACCACAUCAUCUGUAUUCACAACACCUUGCUAUGCUCAAGGACGAGGAUUUGUGCACACGACCGGUGACAGCGGGCACACGAAUUGCUGUGGACGGUGUCAAAACGUUAAAACGCACAGUGAUGUCAAAUGCUCAGACACUAAACUCGAUUUCUACCAUGAUACACACGAUUGGAGUGUUGUUUGUGCGAAUACAACAGCUGCGAAUCUUAUCACAAGCACGGUGGCCAACCAGCUUAUCAAUGGACUUUUUGGAUUCAAU